Messenger RNA from Salvia splendens (bonfire salvia), 3297 nucleotides. RefSeq lists its product as uncharacterized. The record is from RefSeq and is a predicted model, not a curated record. Gene Ontology annotation, molecular function: iron ion binding; oxidoreductase activity, acting on paired donors, with incorporation or reduction of molecular oxygen; heme binding. Bases 307 to 3270 code for a protein of 987 amino acids. NCBI's taxonomy places the organism in Eukaryota, Viridiplantae, Streptophyta, Magnoliopsida, Lamiales, Lamiaceae. The transcript has 4 exons.
AUUCCCACAACAUACUCUUGAAAUAGAGAUAGAUAAACAGAAAAAAGUGAUUAGAGACUCGGAGUAGUUCAAAAAGGCUCGACUUAAUAAACUCAGCACUCUUUCGCACCAGAUUUCAUUUCAUGUACUACAUGUAAAACAUGUAGCAUAAUUAAAAGAUGGUAGGCAGCCCCACAUUAAAUUCAUGUACUACAUGGAAAACAUGUAGCAUAAUUAGUAUGAAUGGGAAACAAACAUCUACAAAUACAUUCAAACUAGUGCAUUGUAUCAAUCCUCAAUCACACAAUAACUUUAGCAAAAAAAGAAAUGGAACUUGCUUGGUUUUGGCUUACAGUUAUGGCCAUUUUAGCUGGCUCCUUAGUUUCGUUGGCGACGAAGACGAAGAGGCUGCCUCCCGGUCCGAAAGGGAUCCCUAUUCUGGGACAUCUACACAUGAUGGGGAAGAAUCCCCACCAAGAUCUGCAAAGGAUUACCAAAGACCACGGCUCGAUUAUGUACAUGCGAUUCGGGUUCGCUCCAAUCAUCAUCGUUUCAUCUCCUGAGGCAGCUGAGCUUUUCCUCAAAACAGAUGAUCUUGUUUUUGCCAGCAGACCACCUCAUCAGGCUUCUAAGUAUCUCUCAUGGGAUCAGAGGAAUCUGGCAUUCGGGGCUUAUGGUCUGUAUUGGCGCAACAUGCGCAAGCUAUGCACCUUGGAGCUGCUCAGCACCCUCAAGAUCAAUUCUUUCCGGCCUAUGAGAAGGGAAGAGCUUGCUCAUUUCGUUGAAUCUCUCAAGGAAGCAUCCCGACAACAUGUUGCUGUCGAUCUUACUGCCAAGGUCUCGUCCCUGACCGCGGAGAUGAGCUGCAGAAUGGUGUUUGGCAAGAAAUAUGCUGACAAAGACAUAGAUGAGAGAGGCUUCAAAAGUGUGAUCCAUGAAGGGAUGAAACUAGGAGCAGUUCCCAAUUUGAGUGAUUACUUCCCUUUCCUUGGAGUCUUGGACCUUCAAGGGCUGAUAAGGAAGAUGAAGGCACUCGCAAAAGUUUACGAUGAUUUCUUUGAGAAGGUUAUAGAGGACCAUGUUCGAGCAGGGGAUCGUCCUGAGCAGGCCAAAGACAUUGUUGAUACCAUGAUGUCCAUAAUGCAAAGUGGGGUAUGUGAGUUUCAGUUCGACCGACGUAACAUCAAGGCUAUGAUGCUGGACUUGCUCGCAGGUUCAAUGGACACAGCAGCAGCAUCAGUGGAGUGGAUACUCUCCGAACUGUUGAGAAAUCCAACAGUUAUGAAGAAAGUACAGAAAGAGUUGGAACAAGUUGUGGGAUUGAAGAGGAUGGUUGAGGAGUCUGACCUCGACCAGCUCGAAUAUCUCGACAUGGUUGUGAAGGAAACCUUUAGGCUGCAUCCAGUGGCUCCGCUGUUGAUUCCUCACUAUUCCAGGGAAGACAGCAAGGUUAGCGGCUAUGACAUACCGAAAGGGUCAAGAAUACUCAUCAACACAUAUGCAAUUGGGCGCGAUCCAAAUGUGUGGACUGAUCCGGAGAUGUUCAUUCCAGAGAGGUUCAUUGGCAGUGACAUUGAUGUUAAGGGACAGCAUUUCCAGCUCCUCCCAUUUGGGUCUGGGAGGAGAGGUUGCCCUGGAAUGCAACUGGGACUCAUCCAAGUUCGACUGAUCGUGUCACAAUUAGUCCACUGCUUUGAUUGGCAGCUGCCAAAUGAUAUGUCGCCAACGGACCUGGACAUGAGUGAGGAAUUUGGCCUUGUUGUUUCAAGGGCCAAUCAUCUCAUGGCAAUCCCUACCUUUCGGUUGCAUACUUGGUUUUGGCUUACCGUCGUGGCCACUUUAGCUGGUUCUUUGGUUUUGUUGGCGACGAGGAGGAAGAAGAAGCUGCCUCCAGGUCCAAAAGGGAUCCCUAUUUUGGGACAUCUAAGCAUGCUGGGGAAGAAUCCUCACCAGGACCUGCACAAGAUUGCCAAAGACUAUGGCCCGAUUAUGUACAUGCAAUUCGGAUUCGCUCCAAUCAUCGUCGUUUCAUCUCCUGAGGCAGCUGAGCUUUUCCUCAAGACACACGAUCUUGUUUUUGCCAGCAGACCACCUCACCAGGCUGCUAAGUAUCUCUCAUGGGGUCAGAGGAAUCUGGUAUUUGGGGCUUACAGUCCAUAUUGGCGGAACAUGCGCAAGCUAUGCACCUUAGAGCUUCUCAGCACGCUAAAGAUCAAUUCUUUCCGACCUAUGAGAAGGGAAGAGCUUGCGCAUUUUGUUGAAUCCGUCAAGGAAGCUUCCAGACAACAUGUUGCUGUCGAUCUUAGUGCCAAGGUCUGGUCCCUGACUGCAGAGACGGGCUGCAGGAUGGUGUUUGGCAAGAAAUAUGAUGACAAAGACAUAGAUGAGAGAGGCUUCAAAACUGUGAUCCAAGAAGUGAUGAAACUAGCAGCAGCUCCCAAUUUGGGUGAUUACUUUCCUUUCCUUGGAGUCUUGGAUCUCCAAGGACUGACAAGGAAGAUGAAGGCACUCGCAGAAGUUUUUGAUGAUUUCUUUGAGAAAAUUAUAGAAGACCAUGUUCGAGCAAGGGAUCGUCAUGACCAGACCAAAGAUAUCGUUGAUACCAUGAUGUCCAUUAUGCAGAGUGGAGAAUGCGAAUUUCAGUUCGACCGGCGACAUAUCAAGGCCAUUAUGCUGGACUUGCUCAUAGGUUCAAUGGACACAGCAGCAGCAUCAGUUGAGUGGAUACUCUCAGAGCUGUUGAGAAACCCAGCAGUUAUGAAGAAACUACAGAAAGAGUUGCAACGAGUGGUGGGAUUGAAGAGGAUGGUUGAAGAGUCAGACCUGGACCAACUCGAAUAUCUAGACAUGGUUGUAAAGGAAACCUUCAGGCUGCAUCCAGUGGCUCCACUGCUGAUUCCUCACUACGCAAGGGAAGACAGCAAGGUUAAUGGAUAUGACAUACCGAAGGGAGCAAGAAUAAUUGUAAACACUUAUGCAAUUGGGCGAGAUCCAAAUGUAUGGAUUGAUCCCGAGAUGUUCAUUCCGGAGAGGUUCACUGGCAGUGACAUUGAUGUUAAGGGACAACAUUUCCAGCUCCUCCCAUUUGGCUCUGGGAGGAGAAGUUGCCCCGGAAUCCAACUGGGGCUCAUUCAAGUGCAGUUGAUCGUGUCACAAUUAGUCCACUGCUUUGACUGGCAGCUGCCAAAUGAUACGUCGUCAAAGGAGCUGGAUAUGGAUGAGGAGUUUGGCCUUGUUGUUUCAAGGGCCAAUCAUCUCAUGGCAAUCCCUACCUUUCGGUUGCAGAACUAGCUUUUGUAGGAAACUUGUAAGAAUUGC